This is a messenger RNA of Penicillium riverlandense, 525 nucleotides long. RefSeq lists its product as uncharacterized. NCBI's taxonomy places the organism in Eukaryota, Fungi, Ascomycota, Eurotiomycetes, Eurotiales, Aspergillaceae. Bases 1 to 525 code for a protein of 174 amino acids. The record is from RefSeq and is a predicted model, not a curated record. The transcript is spliced from 3 exons.
AUGCGUCUCUCCUUCAUCACCUGCCUCCUCACCCUGCUAGCCGUCGCCAUGGCGGUCCCAGUCGCACACGGAGACCACUCAGCAUCAAUUCAGGCAUCGAGUCUCUCAAAGGCUGCCAGUUCAUCGCUCUCGCACAAGCCCUCAAGCACAGCCUUGACGGCCACUUCCGCUUCUGCAAAAACAACGGCCACUGUAGCGGCCUACGCAUGCCCGACCAAGCAGUACAAGCAGUGCUGCCAAACUAUCGAUAACGCGUCCAAGAAGCUCAUUGGGCCGUUGGGCAAGCUGGUUCCUUUGGUCGGUGGUAUUCAGCUUAGUUCGUCAAUGACGUUUCAAUGCAAACCCAUGAAAGACGACGCUUACCCCGAAUGUGAAGACGGCGCGAGUGCCAUGUGCUGCAAUAGCCAGGCCGAGGAUUUCAAUUCGUGCAAGCCCUUCGAGGAGGCGAAGGAGAAGGCCGAGAUGGCGGCUUUGGGGGAGAAACCGGAGAGUGAGUUCGAUGUGGUCAACGAGGCUGUGUCAUGA